AAUCGUUUAGGUUACCAGUAGCCUUUAUGGUGCUGUAUUGUAUGGUUUCCCUGUGCGUACAGCAGCAUCUGUACCUUUAAGAGCAUCUCUGACAGCGUCCUCCUCAGUCACGGACGCUCACACAGCAGCUCAACAUUUGAGAAUACAGCUUAGCCUUCUGCGCUCAUAUCUCAUAGAUACAUUCAGAUACAUCACACAAUUGCAUUUACAACCAUUAUUUCUCCACCGGACAUUGAUGCAUUUGCCUCAAACGGUCACCGUAGCGGUCCCUCCGAUCGUUAUUGCUUUCAUUUCCAUCCUCUCCGCAUCCAAAGACUGAUCUACGCUUCAAGAUGGCUGAGUUGAAUUUGGGGAAGGGUCUGACUGCAGGGAAAGUGGCCAGCAACGUUCAAAAGAAACUAACGAGAGCCCAGGAGAAGGUUCUUCAGAAGCUUGGCAAAGCAGAUGAGACCAAAGAUGUUGCUUUUGAGGAAGGAGUGAUCAACUUCAACAAACAAUAUACUGAAGGUAGCAAACUGCAAAGGGACCUUAGGGCGUACCUGGAGGCAGUUAAAGCAAUGCACGAGUCCUCCAAGAAUGUGCAGGCAUGUUUGGCGGACAUGUAUGAGGAUGACUGGUACGGCAAAAGAGAAGUGGAUUCCAUCGUAGAGGAUUGUGAUGUGCUCUGGACAGACUACCACCAAAAGUUGGUUGAUCAUGCUCUCAUCUCCAUGGAUACUUACCUGGGACAGUUCCCUGAUAUCAAGGCUCGUAUAGCAAAGAGGGACAGGAAGCUGGUGGAUUACGACAGUGCCAGACACAAUUAUUCUGUCACACACAAGGCCAAAAAAAAGGACGGGGGCAUCAAAAUCACCAAGCCCUCCUCUUUGUUGGAGAGGGCCACUCCAGGUUGGGCUCAGGGUAUCUUGUCUGCACACAAUGUUGCUCAGAGCAGUCUUUCCAGGAACCAGGCAGAGGAUGAAUUGGAGAGAGCCCAGAAGGUGUUCGAGGAAAUUAAUAUUGAUUUGCAAGAGGAGUUACCUUCACUGUGGAACAGUCGUGUCGGGUUUUACGUCAGCACCUUCCAGAGCUUGGCUGGUUUUGAGGAGAAGUUUCACAAGGAAAUAGGCCGGUUGGAUCAGGAUUUGUAUGACACCUUGUUGAAAUUGGAGGGUACAGACACAACCAGAAAGACAGGUAGCCGCGGCGCCUCAUCAGGAGCAAAUAGGAGUGGGAGAGAUGCAUCUAACCACACUCUCAGGCCAGGAGGACCACCGCCAAUACCCAAAUCUCCAUCCAAGCUAAGGCCAGCAGUUCCUCCUCCACCAAAGGUGACGCCAUCCAAGGAUAUGAAACCAGAAAAUAUAGUCAGCCUGUUUGAUGCUGCAGCCGCUCCUAAUAUCAGUGUCACCUCACCGACAGAGUUUGACAGUCCAGCACUGAGCAGCCUGUUGGACAUGGACCUGGACUCUUUCAGUGCAGCGACCAAACCGCCCACGGUCACACAGCCUGCAAACUGGGAUUCAUGGCCUGAGGACAGUGGUGCCCAGGAAGAGGAUGCCGAGGAGCACUAUGACCCUGUGGCCGCUGCUACAGAUGCCUGGGGAGAUGACGGUACGCAGCCUGUACGCUAUGACCCCAUAGCAGCUGCCACAGAGGGCUGGGGGGAUGACGGGACCCGACCGGUUCGCUAUGAUUCUGAGGAGGCGGCUCAGGAGGAAGAGGGGGAUGAUGGGAGUCAGCAGGCUCAUUACGAUACUGUGGCUGAAGCUCAGGAGGGUUGGGACGAUGAUGGGAGCCAGCCGGUCACAGAGGUGCCCGAUGAAGCAGCUGAGGCUCCAGCUGAGGAAGAAACACCUGUUGCUGAUGAUGAUGAUGAGGAGGGUCAGGGUGAGUCGGCAGCAGCUGCUGCAGCAACAGAGGAAGAACAGGCAACAGAGGAGGCACCGGCACCUGCAGCAGCAGCAGCAGCAGCAGCAGAAGCAGAACCAGAGCCAGAACCAGAACCAGAACAUAAACCAGAAUCAACAGAAGUAGCAUCAGAAGAGGCAGAUAUGCCACCUGGCUUUCUGUUUAAGGUCCAGGUGAUGCAUGAUUAUGCCGCCAACGACACAGACGAGCUGGAGAUGGGCGCUGGGGAUGUGGUUCUAGUAAUCACUUUUGACAACCCUGACGAACAGGAUGACGGCUGGCUGAUGGGAAUGAAGCAGGACGACUGGCGACAGAACAAAGAAAACGCAGCUAAAGGAGUAUUCCCUGAAAACUUCACCCAAAGGCUGUGAGAGAGGAGUACAGGACGUCAUUCCAGCUUCCUUUUUAAUGUCUCUCUUUCUCUUGCCUCGAUCUUUCCUUCCCUCUCUCUCGCCCUGAUACUGUAUCUUCAAAAGGACUUUGGCCAUAGAAACGGAGCUGUCACAGCCCUGGCUGAAAUCGUGCAUUUCUAAGGUCUGCUACACUGUGCGAAAAGUGGAUCUUGGCAUUUCUGUGGAUUUCUGCCAACAUUUACACAUUACAGAUGUAGCCAUUUCACACGUCCCACUCCUUGUUGCAACCCCUACUGGAUCCUAUAGAAUAUAUGCAGGGGUGGGUACCUCUGCAAUGGCUACCGCUGUUACUGCAAAAUAGUGUUUUGUUCUUAAGUCAUGGCUCAUCAUAAACCCUCCAAGGCACCAUCAUAACAAAGAAAGUCUACUUAUGAGCUUAAUUUCAUUCUGGGUGAUGUGGGACUGGAUAAAACAAUGAAGACAAUGCCACGUGUAGCAGUGUAGUGAAAGUCCUUAUAUCAUUUUGUAAAGAGGUGAGUGCAUGUCAUUGUGAAAACCAGGUAACAGGAAGUUAAAAAACUGGGUUCAGUCCUCCCUGAUUUAAGGAACUUUAUCUCCCCAAAUUACACAGAAAAAACAUAAGCCUUUAAAUCAUGCAGACAGUGCAGCGACAUUUGUAGCCAUCAAAGGCUCACAGGUUUGUUCAGUACGACGAAGGAUUAGGGCCACAUUGAAGACAAAAAAAAACUGGGAAAUAACUUAAUUCUCAAAAAACAUGUGACUAUUCAACAUCAUUACAACUUGUUUUUCCCCCAUUUGUUCUCAAAAACAUACAGCUUUAUCCUAGUAAUAUAAGUUUUAUCUCUCGUCAUACUUUGUAUCCAUCAAAUUCUGACUUUAUCUUCUUAUGAUUUUCUUCCCAUAAUUGAACAAAAUUAUUCCUGAGAGUUUUUAUCAUUAUUAUUAUUUUGACAGGACAGCUUGAGAGAGACAGGAAAUUUGGGAAAAGAGAGGGGGACACAACAUGCACCAAAUUAUGCUGGGACCAGGAAUUGAUCCUGCAACGAGGACCGCAGCCGCUCUUUAGUGGCUGCCUGCGCUACUGACCGAGCUAAACCGGCAUCCCUAAUUUUUUUAAAAUCUUAAACGUGGCCCUAUUACCCUGUUGUAACUUUGUCACCUGUGUCAAUUAGAUUUUUAUGGUGGCAUACUUCAAUUAUGACCAUAUGUAAUUUAAUUGACUUAUUAUUUACCCAGAGAUACCUUGUGAUUUGCUGCCAACACAAGGCUUCUGGACACACCCAAUUUUAAUCCUCCCUUAAUAUGUACUUGUGAAACUUUGGCCCAUGGUUGUUGUGUUUGUUUCAAUUUGUGGUUUCAGUCGUAUGAACCCAAAAUCAAACAAACAAAUAUGCAGUUUACUGGUCAUUUGACACCAGCCUUGUUAAAGACUGCAGAAAUUUAAUAUGGAGAUGUUUUUAAAAACAGAAAUACUGGUCUUUAACUAUGAAUGUUUAGAUUUUUAACAUUCAUGAUUUUUAUCCCUCGUAGUGUGAAUUUUUGUGGACGGGACAUGGAAAGGAACUCAAUGGUCUUAUGCUGGACUUCAAAUAUGCAUUAGCCAGGCGUGCUUGAUAAGCUAGCCAACACAGCAACCAGAGCUGCAACUGGUAGUAUAAUAGUUUGUCAAGUGUGGUUACAUCCCUAAUGCUAAUCAAAUAUACAAUAACUGAGCCAGCCUCAUCCAGUUGAUAAAAAGUGUGCCGAAAACAAUUCCUUCCGUUUGCAGAGAGACGACUUCACUCAAAUGCAGAUGAUUCAGAAUAUGCACCAGAGCAACUUCUUUUAUUUUUCUAUGCUGCCAAGCAAUGAUUACAUAUAGCCUAAUGUAACUAUGUCAGAAUAAUUGCCAACUUAUGAUGUAAUGGAGUGUUUUGUACUUCUGUCAGGUUUACUGCUUUCAACAUAGCCGCUUACUGUAGGUAGUUGAAGUUGCCUCAUAUUCAGUCAGUCAAUGAAUGACUGACUUUGAGAUAGCUCCACAUCCAGUCAUUCAUCCAGUCACAACUCAAAAGAUAGUCACAGUUAUCAUGAUGUUAUUGACAUGUAAUAUGCGUGUGAGAAAAUGCCCGUGUGUACGAUUGUAUGCGUGUGUGUCUGUGAGUUGUUUGGAAACAUAAAUUCUUUAUCUAUAGGCUAUUGUUAUUGGAUGAUUUCACCACCUACCUACUAGGAGAUGGGGUUGUCUGUUUUACAGAAGGUUUUUUCUGACUGGACAAAGACCACUCAAACAUAUGUGGGUCUUUUUCCACUGGCUGGUAUUAUGGUUCCAGGUGUUCUCGUGCAUUUGUUGUGUAUAAGUGUAAUUUUGCCAAGCUGUGAUGACAGAUACAUAUUCUAUAAAGACAUUCAUAUCUGUAUGUGAGUUACUGUGAGCAUGCUGACUUCCCAUGUGUUGUUGUGUGAACACCCUUAAUUUAUGGCAAUGAUACUUUGGUCACUUUUGAGGCAUUGAAAACAGGCUUUUUUUAAUUUAUAUCUAAUUUAUGAUAGUAUUUUGUUUACCUUAGUAAUGAGGUUGGUGGGCUGUUACAUAUUAUUUAUUUUUCCACCAUUCCUUCUCAAAUCAGUCCUGAUUUUAUUGGCUGGUUGUCCAUCAGCCUUGCCUCAAAUGUUGCCUGAGUAUCAAGGUCCAAACAGAGAUAAACAAAAUUGCAUGGAGACAGGACACAUAGAGAAAUUUUACAAAUCCCCAGACUCAGGUGGACAAGUUUUUGUAAUGGUUUACAGUAUUUUACCACUUGGCAAGUGCAUGAUCUUUUUCAUAUGUAUGUAAAAAGCCUCACGUGAAGGCAUCACCUGCAGAUAUACAGUCACUUGCAUAUUUUUAUUUUCAGAUAUUUAUGUAAGGUGGUGAGUGUUUCACUUGGGUCUGCUUCUCUAUUUGUUCUAACGGAUCAGUCUCCUGCAAUGAGAAAUGGGAUACGACAAAAUGUUUUUCCUGUACCUAACUGACCAAUAAUAAUAAAGAUUACUUAGAAUCUCA
This is a messenger RNA of Notolabrus celidotus (New Zealand spotty), 5289 nucleotides long. RefSeq names its product myc box-dependent-interacting protein 1 (gene bin1a). The transcript has 20 exons. Gene Ontology annotation, cellular component: synaptic vesicle; cytoplasm; plasma membrane. Gene Ontology annotation, molecular function: tau protein binding; phospholipid binding. Bases 333 to 2261 code for a protein of 642 amino acids. Lineage: Eukaryota; Metazoa; Chordata; Actinopteri; Labriformes; Labridae. The record is from RefSeq and is a predicted model, not a curated record.